Centropristis striata (black sea bass) is the source of this 1313-nucleotide messenger RNA. RefSeq names its product THO complex subunit 4-like. The transcript is spliced from 6 exons. Lineage: Eukaryota; Metazoa; Chordata; Actinopteri; Perciformes; Serranidae. The record is from RefSeq and is a predicted model, not a curated record. Gene Ontology annotation, biological process: mRNA export from nucleus. Gene Ontology annotation, molecular function: mRNA binding. The coding region runs from base 95 to 916 and encodes 273 amino acids. Gene Ontology annotation, cellular component: nucleus.
GACGUCAUAUCCGGUAUCAGACCGCGCCGCCAGUUAGAGUGUGUGAUAAACAAGCGUCUCCUGAAGCUCUUUGUUCCUCUAACACUGAAACAAGAUGUCUGACAAGAUGAGCAUGUCUCUGGACGACAUCAUCAAGCUGAACAAGAAGGGAGGAGGAGGCCGGGAAGGAGGCUCCGGAGGCCCGGGAGGAGGCGCAGGAGGCCGGGCCGGAGGCUCGAGGCCUGUCCGGGGGAGACGGACCAACUUCAACCGGGAGAGGAACAACCGGUCCAGCCCGUACACCAGGCCCAGAGAGUUACCAGACAAAUGGCAGCACGACAUGUUUGAGGAGGAGGCUGGCGGACGGCGAGGACCGAGCGCCGCCGCAGAGAGAAGCGUUGAAUGUAACGGCAAGCUGCUGGUGUCCAACCUGGACUUUGGAGUCUCUGACGUGGAUAUCAAGGAGCUGUUUGCAGAGUUCGGAGCGUUAAAGAAGGCGAGCGUCCACUACGACCGUUCUGGUCGCAGUAAAGGAACCGCAGACAUCCACUUUGAGAACAAGGAGGACGCGGUGAAGGCCAUGAAGCAUUAUAACGGGGUCCCUCUGGAUGGCCGUCCAAUGAAAAUACAAAUGGCGUCAGAGUUUGACACGCAGAGCAGACAAUCUACGCAGAGCUCUAACAGAGGCUUCGACCGCAGCCGGCUGGGACAGCCCAAGUUUGAGAGGAGCGAACGAGCAGAAAGAGGAGAAAGGAGCGAACGUCCAGACAGAGGAGAGAGGAGGCGAGGAGGAGGAGGAGGAGGAGGAGGAGGAGGAGGAGGAGGAGGAGGAGGGUUCAGAGGUCGAGGAAGAGGAAACAGACCUCAACUGUCUGCAGAGGAGCUCGACGCCCAGCUAGACGCUUACAACGCCAAGUUUCAGAUGGACACCAGUUAGAAGAAGACCCUGCAGUCCCAUUCCUCCUUUUCUUUUUAAUCUGGUGAUCUGAUCUGACGAUCUCCAUAUUUCUCUUUCUGUUGUGUUUUUAAGGCAUUUUAUUCCAUGGACCAUUUCUAUUCUGUUUGUUUCUCUGCAGUAUUUUUUGAGCCAUGUUUUCUGGGGCAGUUUUAUGUUUUGAGGGUUUUCCUCUCGUGCUCUUUUCCAAAUGUUAUGGACAAUUGCCAUUAACUUUUUAUUUUAUUUUUUUUCUUAAAUCCUAUGAAAUGAUUCAGUGGUUUGGCAGACUGGUUAAUGUAAUGUUAAAUGUAAAUGUACAUCGAUUCUGUCAUUUGGUAUUGUAUACUUGACACAUGGACCUGUUCAAAGGGUUUUGUACAUAAAUGAUUAUACUGAA